Molecule: messenger RNA, 1057 nt
Organism: Medioppia subpectinata
Lineage: Eukaryota; Metazoa; Arthropoda; Arachnida; Sarcoptiformes; Oppiidae
Source: the annotation of a GenBank genome assembly
CACUUUUGAAGCAAAUGAACGUUUUUUGACUAAAACUAACAUUUGAAGCGCUUAUCAGUUAUUGUUUCAAAUUCAUUGCAUAAUAUGUUUGAAUGAAAACUAGAUUUUUAUCAAAUGAUUGUCAAUGAAAGCAAGUGAAUAGUUAGUGAAAUUAGUAUUCAAUUGUUUCAAAUAAGUUAGAGACCAAUAAGGAGUCCAUCGCAAGGGCUCCUGUUGUCUGAAUUGAAUUGUGAGCCAAAAAACCCCCAAACCUUGCAGACAAUGGACAUUGCGAUGAGUCCUUCAAUAGUGGAUAUAAAGCAAUGAUUGGUCCUCCGGGAGGGUAUCCAUCGCACGGGCCAUACAAAGUGCAACGUAAUGCAGCUAACAUUCGGGAACGCAAAAGGAUGCUCAGCAUCAACAGCGCCUUUGAAGAGCUCAGAGUACAUGUGCCCACUUUCCCAUUCGAAAAACGGCUGUCCAAAAUCGAUACAUUGAGACUCGCGAUCGCUUACAUAGCGUUACUUAAGGAGAUAUUGGCGUCAGAAUACGAUCCGAUCACUUAUAUUGAGAAGUGUCUGAAAGGAGAGAUCAAAGGAGAACACACUCACGAGUGGAAUACUAGCGAUCUAACGGCAAGACUUUCGUGGAUUAAUUGGGAGAACUUAGGCGUGAAUCCAAACCGAAGAAAUAUAGGUUCACUCUCUCCUUUCACCAGAGCGUCGAGUCUUCAACACAACGAUAUGUCCGGCGCUCCUCUCUAUCAGUUCUCAGACCGCAAUAUUCAGUGAACUAUUCAACACAUCUUUCAUUCAAACAUGUAUUCCAUCACAUGUUUGCAUCACAUCUCUGAUUAUGCCAAAUAAUGCAUGUCUUAUCAUUACAAAUACAAUUGCAAUGGAUCUUUAGCUUCAUGUAACUUCUAGUCUACUGUAAAUUCUAGUCAACAAAGAAAGUGUGUAAUUGUUUGAUGUUUUACAUAAUUUACACAAUAUUGGAUUUCGUUCACAGAACGAGAAUAUUGUAAUUUAUUUUGUAAACUAGAAAUUGUGAUUAAAAUGAAAUUGAUUGAAAAGAA